Molecule: messenger RNA, 2721 nt
Organism: Cladocopium goreaui
Lineage: Eukaryota; Dinophyceae; Suessiales; Symbiodiniaceae
Source: the annotation of a GenBank genome assembly
AUGCCCCAUGCCCUGAUCUUGGCAGGUGAACCAUCGGAUGUUCAAACAAAAUCUCUCAAUGUGGACAUCAUGGCACAUGUGAAGAAAGCCUGGGAUGGUCUGAUGCUGCAUGAUGACUGGACGGGGGUCCAAGCAGAGGACCCUUUGAAGGUAGAGAAGGGUGGAUCGAUGCACCCAACAGACAUGAAAUUGGUUGGGUCCCAGCAUUCCUACACCGCUGGCGGGAAUGUCAGCUGGAUCAAUCCUUUUUGGAGUCCUUGCACCGUGCCAGUGAUUGAGUCAGCGGUGACCUUGCUUGCAAUGGGCAAAUUCAAAGAACCAGUGCCAAUCCAGAUGACCGUGGCAGUCAAUUCGAAGAGUGAUCCUCGAAAGCAAGAGCAUCGGAUGCAAAGCUUACUCCGGAGGAUAUCUCCUGAAGAAGAACACUUAGCCUACGUGUUAGCGACCUAUCGUGAUGUGUCGGCAGGCCUCAGCAUCCAGGAGUGGAAGAAUGCGUGGCUUUCUUCCGGCAUUACUUGGAAGAGCAUUGGUGAUGAUCUGGAGUCCGCUUUCUGGGAAUCUGCAAACAUUCGAGAAUCUGUGGGCGAGGCCUAUGAAAACCUCUACUACACCCCAGUCCAGCGCGUGUUUCAGAUCGGAGCUUUGAAAAAGAUGUUGCAGGACAAGAUGGGUGGUGAUGGCAAGGUGACUGCAAAGGUCUUGAAAGCCCACUUUGACAAGCACUUGAUCAUAAAAUCCGGAGAGGCAGCAACGGAGCAUUUUCUGACAACUGCGUUAGCAUUGUGGAAUGCGCUCUUCAGUGUGCCGAAGCUGAAGAACUUGGCCUUUUUGACUGAUGAAACCUUUGGCAAGCGAAGCCCAUUGGACUCAGUCUUGAAGAUUGAGGGCGUGAUGCGUGCUUGCCGAUCCAAUGCGGAAUCGAUGCAGUGGUGCAUGCUCCAGAUGGCCGAUCUUUGCUUGAAUCGACAGCUGGCGCCAGCUGAGCUGCAGCCCACCUAUCUUUUUGGUGCCAAAGGUGGCAAAGGGAUGAUUGCAGUUUGGCUCUGGAAGCUUCAGCAGAAACCCAAACUCCUGGCAUUGCUCGACCAACACCUGCCGCCGGAGGAUUCUGUACAGAUAAGGAACAGCUUGAAAGACCACAUCACCUAUCGCGAGAGCUUCGGUGGAAAGCCUUUUACAAAGGAGGCCAUCCAACAGAACGUCAAAGUCAGUGACGGACAGGCUUGGAUUGCCUGUUUGGAUCCAAGGAGUCAGAAGGCUGCUCUCUUCGCCGCUGCUUUCAUCUUCGGCCAAGAGUACGACUUCGCAGUCAAGCAGGCUGUCCGGCACCAGCAGUCGUUGGAAGAAGUGCUUUCUCAUUCCGCGAUUGAAAAGGUGUGGGGGCAGAUCGUGUCCUCUGCUGCACCUCUUGCCAUGGACAUGGAAGUUGAUGACACUGCAGCGAAGUCUGACUUGCUGUGCAACUUCAUGGAAGCUCAGUCUUUGUCAAAGCUGCAGCUUCCAGAACAUGCCACUAAGUUGCAAACGGUGGAAAACGCAGCAGAGCUGGCUCGACGAAUGGUGAGGUCACAAGUCCAGACUGUGGAUGGGUCGCAGAGUUUGGAGAAACUUUGCAAGCUCAUGAAAGCCAUGGAACUCACCAAACUCCGUGGAGGCAGUGACAGCUCAGUUUUGGUGAUUUACAGCGUUGACGCUGCCGGGGAACACGAAAAAGAUUCCCGCCGCAGCCCGACACCGGCACGGCGGGACCACAUGGAAAAGGUGGUUCGAGCUGUCAUGAGUACCAGGUCUGAGGAGCUCCCAAACUUCGAGGAUCUUGACAAGGUGGUGUAUCCCCAGUUGGAUGCGUACUUGUUCUUCGAUGGAGGCCGUGCUGGAACUCAAUCUGCAUUCAUGCAGCUCUUCAAGGCAGUUGAAUCGGGACCUUACUCCAAGCAUACUUUUGUCUUGAGCUAUGCCGAGGAGAGUGUGAAGGUUGAGACCAUCGUGGCGGUCCCUGGUGACUCCGCUCGCAUGGGCACCAUCGUUGGAAGUCGCCGAAAUGUGAACCACUCUGGAACUACAGCUGGAAGCUGCCUGAUGGAAUGUUUGAAAUCGAUGUUGAAAGAUGUUCCUCUCCUGGCCACUGCUGACAAACAUGCCAUGAUGGGCGGAGCCCGUGUUGCAGACGAGAGCCAAGAUGUUCCAGGGAUGGAGCCCAUGGAUUGGUCCAUCCUGAGCCCGAAAGUCUUCGAAGAGAUCAUUCAUCGAUUUCGCCCCAAGGCUGUCCUGCUGCUUACAGAGUUGGUUUUUUCAGCAACACUUGGCCCUGUUGCAGUCCUGAUCCAAGGCUACUCUUCAAAGCACGAGGCAUGGUAUCGCGACAAUGCCAGCAAGGCCCUCUUCAAGCUCAUGUGCCAGGCCAAAUCCAGACACUACCAGCCGGAGGUUGUCAAGGCAAUCAAGGACACAAAGAAGCAGGAUGAUGACCAAGUCAAUCCAGAGCCGAAAAGGAAAACUCGUGGUGGUGGUGGUAGCAGGACAUCCGAGAAACCCAAGCGCAAGAGCAGGGGUGGCAAAGCAAAGGGCAAGGGACGAGGAAAGGGCAAAGGCAAAGGAUCCAAAAAGCGAAAGGCCAGCGUUGAUGAGGGCGACGAAGAAGAGGAUUUUCUUGAAGAAGAUGAAGAGGAUGAAGCCAGUGAAGCCGGCGAUGAUGAUGAUGAAGAAGAGGAUUCUGUGUAA